Molecule: messenger RNA, 121 nt
Organism: Racocetra persica
Lineage: Eukaryota; Fungi; Glomeromycota; Glomeromycetes; Diversisporales; Gigasporaceae
Source: the annotation of a GenBank genome assembly
AAGAUCAAAAUCUCAUUCCUCCUCAAAAAAAAAAAACGAUCUAUUAUACAACAUAAUCCUGAAAGAUUUGAAGAAAUUGAUCGAAUUUCUACUUCUAUCCCUGUGAAAAUAAAUGAGGAUG